AUGCAUCCACUGGGGGUAGCUGCUCCGUUGCUGGUUUUGCUGGCGGCGAACGGCACUACGGUGCUGGACUGUGUCUGCGAUAAGAUCUACACCUCCAACUUCGAGGGCUACGGUGCAGACUGGAUAUAUCGCGCCUACUGUAGAGAAUUCAGACGCACUGACGUGUUGAUAGCCUGCAAGACCCUCGAGUAUCGGUCCAUCGCGGAGCGUGCCAUGCUUCGCCUGAUAACGAGCUGGACGCUGGCACGCUAUAGCGUCGGGUGCGACGACGGCCUGGCUGCUCUCGCCGGCCUCACUGACGCCACGGCCAACAACCAGCUCGCUAUGGACCUCGCGUGCUUCGUCGCUGCCGACUGCAUAGACUCCUGCUCUGCGUCGGGGUCUAACAUCACGGAGUGGAACGUGGAAACGCUGACCUCAGACGAUCAGAGGGAUCCUGUCCUCUCCAAAUUACUGCGCACCCUUCGGCACAUCACAAAAGCCAUACGCCUAGGCAGAAUAUGCGCCGGGCGCCAAAAAUGGAAUUUUCUCCAGCGGCACUUGAACAAAACAGAAUUGCAGGCCGAGGUGCCCGCCUAUCUGGAACACGUCUCCAGCUACUCACGGGAUGUUGCGCAGUUGCUGUCACAUGGUGUGAGGCACAUAUCAGCAGCUUUAGUUCCAUUCGCAUUCGAGAUCAUGAAAAUGGACCCGAAUGAUGAGCAACUCAGUACCUGGAUUAAUCACGUGGAGCAUAUGAGGGACAUGCUACACACGAAAUUAAGGGGUUGGGUACAAGAUAUGCAAUAUGUCAGCGAGCAGGCAGCGAAUUACAAGGUGGAAGAAGACAAGAAGUCGCCUGGGAAGUAUAUAAUAAGGCGAGGAGUGGCAGCUGGAGGACAAAAGCAACGCUACGCUGUCCGUGGACACUGGCUGCAUGCAGCUGUUGGCCAACGGCCUGGACCACCCCACGUGCCCACUGGAAGACCUGCCUCCGGAAACCACUAAGCGGCGCGAGCAGUGCCGCCUUCAGCUGUGGCACGACCUGUCGCAGGGGUCGCCCCACAUACCCGUCACCAGCUACCUGGCCUACACGCAGAGGGCCAACGUCAACCUCUGCCUCUUCGCCUGGAUGACUGUCAACUCGAUCAGCAUUUGCCAGGACGUCCCCUUCAGUAUGAUUCAGUCUGUGCGCGAUGCCCGCUGCGUUUUCGGUGGUCCUGACGACCAACCCUGCCCGCAACUCAACGCAACCGACGCCGUCUGCUCUGUUUGCAGGGCUAUUCUCCUGCUGAAGUGUCGCGAUUUUGCUUCCACAAGUUAUCUCGAGGCAUGUCGCGCCCCCAUGGACCACCGUGGUUGGUACUCACCAAACCAUGGAUAUUACAUACAGGAGAAAGACAAGCCGACAAACAGAAUACUGAGCUACAAAGAGAAUCUAAACAGUGGCACCUUGAAGUACAGGGAUUUUAAAAUCGACGGCUUAGAACCUUUAGAAAUAACGUUUGUAGCAGUGAAUAUUCUCUUCCGAUUUUUGACUGCCGCGGUGUACGUGUACCUUCCCAAUUUACGUAACUUGCCCGGAAAGAUAUUCUUGUCCUUUCAGAUAACAGGUAUGAUCCAGAUCUUGUUUUCUGAGGUCUUGUAUCGUAUGGCCGGUGUCCCCGACUUAUCUACGACGGUGCAGAUCGAUAGCGCACUAACUCUUCUGAGCUGUAUCUGGCUCAACUCAUUCUGCUACCAAAUGUACGCAUGCGUUCGUCACCUCAGGCUUCCUAGCGACCUAGAACGUGCUGAAGUGAGGAAGGUAUUCCGCCGUCAGCUGUUGUGUUCGCUAAUACCCUGGAGCGUAGUACUGGUGGCAACCAUUGCUUUGGAAAGAACGAGCGAAUAUUACCUGUUGCACAGUCGGGUAAUAUUCAUCGUCGGAAUUUCUCUGUCAGUAGCUUACAAUAUUGUUUGCCUUGGACUGG
Schistocerca americana (American grasshopper) is the source of this 1952-nucleotide messenger RNA. RefSeq lists its product as uncharacterized. Lineage: Eukaryota; Metazoa; Arthropoda; Insecta; Orthoptera; Acrididae. Bases 1 to 987 code for a protein of 328 amino acids. The record is from RefSeq and is a predicted model, not a curated record. The transcript is spliced from 6 exons.